CUCUCAACGGAAGUGAAUUUGGAGCGGAAGCAUCAGCCAAACAGAGUUGUACUCGCGGGAAAAAUGGCGGAAAUGUGUGGUCACUUCACAUUAUCAACAUCAGCGGUCCUAAACAUUGCCUACUAAAUCUCGUCCUGCGUUUGUUGGCACGUGUGUGUCACAGCUGUGUCUUUACAUGUGAGGAUCUGGGCUUAGAGAGAAAUGCAAGAUGCAAAAAGAUUCAGUGAACUUUUCCACCACUGGCCACUUGAUUUCAAAUCAAGCCGUCACUCAAGAAUCGCAGAUCAAGUCUGUUCAAUGUAGUCACUGUACACUCAUCUUCAAAUCCAAGGUCUGCCUGUCUCAACACCUCACUAAGGAGCAUGGCUUUGAUGAAGAUGUUGCUCUCCAAGUUGCUGGCUUUAGAGCUUGUGGGACUAACGAAGCCAGUACUGACAAACAUAGCAACAGUUCAGGAAAUUAUUUUGAAUGCCAGCACUGUGAUUUUAAAGCUUGUAGUCAGGAUGUUUUAAACAAACAUGAGAAACAGUGUCUAAUAAAACCAGAUAAUCGUGACGUGAUAGGAGCGCUAAUAAUUUCUGAAAACCCGGAGACAAAUCAGGACAAAGAAGCUGCAGGAGCAAAAGAAAUUUCCUCUGUUUUCUCAGUUAAGCCUUCUUCAAAAACCAAAUGCACACUUAACUCACACAAGGAUCUGAAAACAUACAAGAAGCCUUUGCAAACUAUUACCAAAUAUUUUGAGGCAUCAUCUGGAUUGAAGGAGGAACCCACAGUGAAGUUAGAUGACAUCCCAGUGGCUCUAGAUAGCACCAAAGGAACCCUGAUUUUAGAAAAAUCUCACCUGGACUCCAGCCCAAACAGUAGUGGUGUGUUUAAAGUCACUGCAAAGCCCACGAUUGAUAUGUCCAACCGUGUGAGUGACUGUUUUUUGUUAGAUAACCAUCUUUUAGUUACAGACCUGACACCACCAAACCCUAAAGAACAGUUUAAAGAAACAGUUCCUAACAAAGCUCGCAAGAGGAUCAAUAAGGAAAGCACAAAAACCUUUUGUGCUAAGAAAACAAAGUUGGACAAAGAAGAAACAGGGCUUCGAGAGAGCGCAAAUGCACAAACACAACAAUCAUCAAACAGUGCAGCGGUUUCAUAUGAAUUUAGCGACGACGAAGAGGAAAAGAAGGCCUAUCUUGUUAAUGGAAAUGCAGAAAGCCCAGAAGUGUAUUUGUGUAAGCACUGUGACUACAGUGAUGGGAGCAUCAGACGUGUGUCUACCCAUUAUCAGAACGACCACCCUUACAUAAGAUAUAACACUGGCUACAUUCAGGAUCCGAGUGAUCAGAGUGCCACCUUUCGGUGCCUGGAGUGUCCAGUUGAGUUUUUUAGUGUAGCUGACCUCAAGAAACACUACACAGAAAAUCAUCCGGAUGCCCUGAAUGUAUUCGGGAUGCAGUCAAAUGAGCUCUGUUUGGUUUUCAAAUGUUUUGUGUGUCAGUUUACCUCCAAUGCAUUGAAGGACUUGAAAGAACAUUACAAGGAAAAACACCCAACACAUGAAGUGGAUAAUUCCUUGAUGUACUGCAGAUAUUCAGUGACCAGAUGUCAAGAGGAACCAUCACAGUUGAAUACAUGUGAAAAAGUGAUCACUUUAGAAAUGCCUCAAGAGAUUUCCCAUGAGGGUACCAGUACACCAUGUAAGGAAGUCAAAAAUGUUCCCUCACCCCAACAUCCCACCUCCAGCGGAGCAGACGUGGUGUUGUAUCACUGCAACAACUGCAAGUUUAGUCAUAAGUCAGUUGUCGUUAUGCACGUCCACUACCAAAAGAGCCACCCAGAUGAAGCAGUCACAAUAGACAAAAUCAAACAGUCGGCUCAGGUCAUGUCGCAUACGACUUUGCAAAGCACACCUGAUAAGUCUAUUAGCUCUGUGCCAAGAAUAGAAAAAUCUACACCUCAAAAGAACAUCUCAAAUUCUUCAAAGGAAACAAGAAACACAGUGGUGCUUUCGAAGCAAAAGAAGAUUUCAUUCUCUUUGCAAAAUCCUAAAAGUACGGCAAAAGCUUCGAAGAUGCAUUCCCAGUCUGAUGAAACUAAGAAAGUGGAAUCUUUUGAGGACAGAAGGAAAGGAAAGAAGUCACCUACAAAGCAUACCAGGGAAGUGUUUACUGGAAUGGACAGUUUAUCCUGCAUUUCACCAAAUGCAUUGUUUUACUGUCAGUUUUGCAGUUAUUCAAAUAGCAACAUCAAAAGUGUUGUUGGUCAUCAUAAUGCAAAACAUGCUGCAGAUGGACCAACAGACAGUUUAAACAUCUUAAGGUACAGUGCUGAGGUGCAGAAGAAGAAAUUUAAAAGUGAUGCUGAGGCCUCAGUCAGAACUACAUCUACUGAUGAGGAAGGCAUAGCAGAUGCUUUGGGGAUGAAAUAUAAUCCUUAUGCAUGUGCAGAAAACUUGUUUUACUGUGAAAAGUGCAACUAUGGAAAUCCAUCUGUGCAAGGAGUAAUCAACCAUCAAUGCAAAGUUCACCACGACAUUAAAACCAACAUGGAAUCUGUUAAUGAAUACACAGCUUUGAUUCGUGAUGAGAUUAAAAAAUCAAAAUCUCAAGCAAAGGAACUAUCCUUUUCUUCUCAUUUGCCUCUUCCUUUAAUGAAUGAGGGUGACGAAAACGCAUUCUUCUGCCAGUUCUGCAACUACAGAAAUCCUAAUAUGAAUCUGGUACUGCGGCAUUGCGUAAAACAGCACAGUGGAUUUGAGUUUAAAAGUGAGCAAAUCCGUAGGUAUACUUCAAUUGUUCUCUCACAGACAAAGAAAUCACACCUAAAAACCGCUGCAAGCCAAGAAGUCAAUCAGGCACCUCUGAGGAUUAAAGGAAAUAAAAAGAAAAAAACAAAGAUGUUUGGGAACGUUUCAGCACCACCUUCAAUAAGAGCUUCGCAAACACAGAGGGCCCUUCAGUGCCAUAGAUGCAGAUACAGCACUCAAUAUGUGUAUCUUUUGAGGAGGCAUAUGUGGAAAAUCCACAGGUCAAAUCGCUCAGCUCCAGAUAUUUUAAAAAUGUAUUUUAAGCGAGGAACUUUACAGGCAGGUUAUCACUGUGAUUUGUGCGUUUCCUUUCAUGAAAAGGCAGCAGACCUCUAUGAACACUUCCAGGAACAACACCCAGGACGUAAACUAAGCCUUGAGUAUGUGAGUACUCGGUUAUAUGUUGGUCCUGACACUUGCUCAUCUAAAAAGAAGAAGGAUCAAAUAAAACACACUCUUGAUAGCAGUAAUGGUGAUAGCACUGGUGGAAGUCUACUAUCUGAAAGAUCUGGACAGAAUGAAAUCCGGAAGUAUUCCUGCAGAGCAUGUUCAUUUAAGGCUAGCUCGCUGUCGGGUAUGACACGACACUGCCGUGCUGUUCAUCCCUGGUCUGUAAAGGAAAAUGGCUCAGUUCUCUAUCUCCUCAACAGCAAGAAGCAGAAUGCAAACAGGCAGGUGGAAGACCAAAAUGAAGAGUCCUUUGAUAUCAGCCAAGCACCUCUUGAAUUUGAACAGUCCCCUGGUUCAUCUAAUCAAGCAGUAUCUUCCAAAAAGCUCAAGUGCCCUUUCUGCCCUGGAAGGUUCCUUACCCAACAUGGUCUCAACACUCACUGUGGAAUGAAACACCAAGAAGAUGUAACUAAAAAUUCCCACAAACAGCUAGAAGAGCAAGUGCAAAUCCAAGCACGUGUGCAUGUCUUCAGGUGUCCUCACUGUACCUACGUGAAUACCAAUUAUCAAGGAGUUCUCACCCACUGCCAGAUGAGGCAUCCUGACCUUGCAUCCAGGGCAGACAGUAUUUUCAUAGAAGAAUCGCAUUCACAGAACUGGGAGGACUGUGUAAAAAGAAAAGGUUCUGAUUUGCGACUUUGUGGGUACAUGUGUAAAACAUGUCCCCAAAUCUAUGCGUCGCCAGAGAAGCUGAAGAAGCACUGCCAGGAGGAACAUAAUGAGAUGAUGGAAAGCACUGUGACAAGCAAGGCAUCAUCUAUCAGUAAAAAGAAACGACAUAAGAUCCACAGCAAUCAAGGAUCAGUGUCGAAAGCUUCCUUUUUACGUAAGAAGAUAUAUUCAGUGAUUAGGUGCCAGUACUGCUCUUAUACUUGCACCACAAAACUUGCACUUGGUCAGCACUUGCAGGUUCACAACAAGAGUGCAUCUCUUUCGACGGCUCAGGAUUGUUUCUACAAGUGUGCCCUGUGCUCCAGUUUUUAUUUCAGCAAAAAGCGUCUAGGAAAUCAUUAUGCUACCAAGCAUGGAAAGGCAGCCUUCUUAAAAUAUUAUGUGCCGCUAUACAAGUGGGUCCACAAGAACCCAGUGCCUGACUGCUCUUUAACUCAGCAACCAGAAAACGCAUCUGAGGAAUGCAAAUCUAGUAUGACAACAAAGGAAAACCAAAAAUUAGUCUACAAGUGUCCCAGUUGUCCCUAUGUGAACGCUAGUUACCAUGGCACUCUCACUCACUGCCAAAUGAGACAUCCAGACCUCGUAGCUAGAGCAGAUGAACUUCAAACCAGAGAAAUACUUGUAUCCAACAUGGUCGGGUGUACAUUGGGAAGAAGUUCAAAUGUAAGAGGGUACAUGUGUAAAAAAUGUCCACAAAUACAUGUGUCGUCGAAGAACCUGAAAAUCCACUGUGAGAGGGAACACAAUCGGGCUGAAGCAACAGCCUCUGAACGUUCAGAUGAAAUUGAAACCGAAAAUGAGACUGAACACAGUUCUCGAAGCUCAGUAUUGGAAGCCGUGUCUUUAAAAACCAAAACAUCAGUGGUGAGCACCACAGAAGCUGGCUUCAGUCACCAGUUGGGCAUUCCAGGGACAUGUCAACCGAGCACGCUGUCAGUACAGGACAAGACAUCGCUGUACAAGUGCCACAUUUGUCCCUACAGAGGAUCAUGUCGAAAAUACCUGUAUUGUCACUACAAACACACUCACAAAUUGGAUUCAUUUACCACAUGCAAGCUGCUACAGAGGUAUAACAAAUAUAAAAACACCAAGGCCAGAAUCCUGCCUGAAGCUGAAUCUGAGCAAAGUGCUCAUGUCAAAUGCAAGAUGUGUCCAGACUUGGUGUUUGACUCCUCUCAGCUCCUUAUUGCCCACUACAGUACUUUUCAUAGCACGGGUUGCAUACAGGACUUCAUUGUUUUAUCACAAGCAUCAAAGAAGACUACAGGGCUCUACAGGUGUGCGCUCUGCAACAAACAAAUGAAUGGCAUUAGAAAGCUGUGUCAUCAUCUGGAAAACCACAGAGAGAGGGAGAGAAAGAUGGCAAGAGCUACAAAGGCGAUCACGACAACACGAGAGGCCACAUCCAUUGAACUCUGUAAGCAAGAUGAACUGCCCAUGUUAGAAACUGUGGAGGAGCUGGCCCAGUGGAAUGUGACACCAGUGGAGACCUUCACAGUGCCACCAAGUCCUCCGUCGUCCCCUUCAAAAUCUGCUGAUCUAGAGCCAUCAGAACUGAACUCAAGAGAAGACAAACUGACGUGCAAACAGUGUGCACGGACAUUCAUGUCCCUGAAAGGUUUGCGUUCGCAUGAGCGGAGCCAUGCGGCAUUGGCAGCCAUCAAGAAACUGAAUACUACCUCAGCGUUAAAGCACAACAUUAACAAAUACAUCCUCUACAAAGCUGGGACUCUGCGGCCUUUCAUGUGUAGCUUCUGUUCUUAUCGGACAACCGUCAUGGGCUUGUGGAGGAGUCAUUUUAUGAAAAAACAUAAAGAUGUCCUUACUGAUGCCGCUGAAACUAACAACCGAGAUGAAGAGAGCACUCAGAGGGCCGUUGAGGACCCACUUUAUUCCUCAGAAGAACUGAACCAUUUGCCCGAACUUGAUGAAGAACCUGAAAUUGCUGAAAAAUCACUGUACUUGGAGCCCCCGGAUGUGCAGCGGCAGUUGAAUCACUAUAACUUGAUGGCUCAGGCUGGUGCUCAGUCUAAAACGAAUGUGGAAGAAAAUAAUUUACCUGAUAACAGUCUGCUUUACUGUGAAGUCUGCAAUUUCAGUACUGGACACCUGUCCAGUAUGCGACGACACUACCUAAAUCGCCACGGAAAGAAGAUUCUCAGGUGUAAGGACUGUGACUUUUUCACCGGUUUAAGGAAAACCCUGGAAAUGCAUAUGGAGGCGGGUCACUCUACCUGCCAGUCAGGACCUACUCAUCAGAAAGACCUCCGUUGCCCUUUCUGUCUCUACCAGACGAAAAGCAAGAAUAACAUGAUCGAUCACAUUGUCUUGCAUCGCGAUGAACGUGUUGUGCCAGUAGAGGUGUGUCGCUCGAAGCUGUCACGUUAUCUUCAAGGCAUUGUAUUCCGCUGUCACAAAUGCACUUUCACGAGCGGCAGUGCUGAAAACCUGCGUUUGCACAUGAUGAAGCACAACGAAAUCAAACCCUACAAGUGUCGGCUGUGCUACUUCGACUGCACUCAGCUGAGUGACUUGGAGGCACACCUGACUGAUAAGCAUCAGGUUCUGAGGAAUCAUGAGCUUGUGGGUCAGAUCAGCCUUGAUCAGCUAGAGACAAGGGUUGGGAGGAUGCAACAAGAGGAAUCUAUGACAUCUGACAUGCAGCGCCACGACAAUGACAGUGAGGAUGUAAAGACUGAGGAGUUUAUUUUGGACUGUAAUGAAGAACCACACGUGGCACAAGCUAAUAUUGUACAGAUUGAGGAUUCAUAUUGUAAUGAAGGGCAGAAUGGAAAUCAAAAAAUCCCUGCCAAGUGCUGCCUAAUAGACCUUCAGCAGGAGAAUAUAAAACCAAACACCACUGUUGAAGAGAAGCAGGAGCAGGACCGACAAGAACAUGCAGAGACUGUGUUGUCACCAGAUACUCCAAGAGGAGAGGAGAUUGAAAAUAAAGCAGAACAAAAAAUUGAUAAAGGGAACAAUACCAGUGUCCAAUACGAGUAUUGCAGCUAUCCAGAGAAAGAUAUGCAGACAAAUAAGAAUCAAACCCAACCAAAAAUCAAAGAUAGUGAGGACAAUAUUUUGACCUUCACACAACUAAACGAGUCUGCAGAGGGGAGCUCAGUAACAUUUGGUAAAAUUGCUGAAGAAACGCAGGCCCACAAGCUUCCCAUUAAGGCGCUAAAGCAUAGAACAUUGAACAUCGAGGCUAAGAUAGAAGAUGACAUACUACGUCAUGUCCUAUGGCUGGAUGAGGAUGGCAGCAUGCAGAAGAUACAAAAGAAGUCAGGUCAGGACAGACCUAUUAAGACAGAGCAGAGCACUGAGCCUGAGGUUGUAAAUAAUGUUCUGAAUGAGCUUUUAUCGCUAGAUAAAGAGGGCAGCAUCACUUCGGCACACAACCAAAAUGAUCAAGAUCAUACAGAGCAAAUUUCAACCCCUGCAAAGACGAAUCACAAGCAGGCAAGUAACAUCAGGACUCAAGAGCAUUUUACAGUUCAAAGGUAUUUGCUAACUCUUGGGCCCAGCUGUAAAGAACUUGAGAUAAACCAUAAGGGGAUCUUAGGUGUAUCAUUUACAAACUGCAAAGAGAAACAAGUGCAAAAUCCAAAAAGCAGCGAGGAGGUGAGAGACACCUAUGGCGAAAUGCCAUUCCUUGAGAAUGAAUGUCUGAAAGAGGAAAUGAACCCUCUCAGUUGUUGCAAGGAGGAAGAUCAGAAUCUUGAGCAACAGCAGGACAGAGAAGGUGAGACGAUCGCAGAGGAUGAUAAGAACCGGCGCGCCCAUCCGGAACACCAGGAGGGCGACGAGAUGAAGGAAGAUGAGAAUCUACAUGUGCCCAAAGGUGCACUCACAGUCAUGGAUGGAGCAGGUACAGAAGAGAAUCUGUUUGUCUGUGAGUUUUGUGGACGAAACCUCAUGAACAGCUCUGAACUGCAGCGUCACAUUAUUCGACACGGAAUAUAAAUGUUAUGAACCAUACUUUGUAUUUCUGAACAACCCCUUUCUAAAUGUUAUUUUUUUUCUGUUCUCUGUUUUGUUUUUAGAUUUUAAACUCUUUAUAAUUAAAUGUUUUAUGGGACAGCUAGUUAUUUGUUGUCAAAGGUCAAAAUCAUACAAAAAAACUUAAGACUGUGAACUGGAGACGAAGACCUGGACCAACCUCAAUACCACUCACUGUGGAAAUGGUUGUGCUGCCUUCAGGUGCUGUUGGGUACCUGUGAGUUGUGUACCUUUCCAAUGAAAAGGUACGUGACUCCACAAGUAAUCAAAUGCAAUAUUAACAGUGUUUAGUUUCGUCUUCUGUGUCAGUAAAGUUGUUUUUACUUUCUGCCAUUUGUCGAAUAUAACCCACAGUUUUAUUAAUAAACUAAAAGUAUGAUUGCUACA
Messenger RNA from Scatophagus argus, 8311 nucleotides. RefSeq names its product zinc finger protein 462-like. The transcript has 11 exons. Bases 209 to 7888 code for a protein of 2559 amino acids. Lineage: Eukaryota; Metazoa; Chordata; Actinopteri; Scatophagidae. Gene Ontology annotation, cellular component: nucleus. Gene Ontology annotation, biological process: regulation of gene expression. The record is from RefSeq and is a predicted model, not a curated record.